Molecule: messenger RNA, 1557 nt
Organism: Dichotomopilus funicola
Lineage: Eukaryota; Fungi; Ascomycota; Sordariomycetes; Sordariales; Chaetomiaceae
Exons: 3
Coding region: 1-1557 (518 amino acids)
Biological process (GO): peptidoglycan turnover
Molecular function (GO): acyltransferase activity, transferring groups other than amino-acyl groups
Source: RefSeq, a predicted model, not a curated record
AUGGAAACCACACCACAGACCAAAUCAGUAUCCAUUCAGGAUUCUCAAUCAUGCAUUCCUCUUACCGAUUACCUUGAAGAGAGUGAUCUCAUAGUUCUGCUGACACCGGCGAUCAUCCCGGGGGCGAGCCCCUUGAACAGCAACUCAGACGUACCGCCCAGCGAUCCCUUUGAACCUUUUGGCCAAGCGUUGGCAAAACAUCACUCCCGGGUUCGGCAUGUCCCAUACACCCCCCGAGGCGGAAUUACCGGCACACACAAAGCACAUAUCGACUUGGCUGCGAUUGUCAUCUUCGUCAUCUCCGGUCCGUCAUACCAAGGGCAGCCAUCUCAAAUUGCCCUAGCGGAAGAUGCCAGAGCCCUUUGCAAGAGCCAACCCAUGAUCAUCGUCGCCUGCUGCAGCCCGCAUGAGCUAGACUUCCCUGAAGCUUAUUUUCCAACAACAUUGGAGAUACCCAGUUUCAAUCCCUCCGACCUGGAACUCGCGGCCAGCGCCCUCUUUGAAGCGACAAGACCAAACUUAGAAACGCCAAACGUCCUCGCAUCACCAUUAUGGUCCGUUCAAAGAUGGAACAAAGACCGCGACCCAUCUGAGGUGCUCGACCUUUGGAACCAGUGUCUACCCAAAAAAUUCAACUUGAAUCUGUUCAAGUUCCAAUCACUCCUCCGCCGAGAUGGCUAUGCAAUGCACUUCGUUGUCCGAGAGCCCGAGACCACAAAAAUUCUUGGAUUUUGCGCCGCUUAUACAGCAUAUGCUGACAGCGACGGGGAGCGUUUGCUUGGUUCUUUGGCCGUUCUCCUUGUCCAACCCGCGUACCGCCGCCGGGGUAUCGGCCGAACUCUUCACGAUCACGCUUUGCGAGAACUCAAAAGUGUCCGUGGUAUCUGCCGUCUCCAACUCGGCAGCACAUUCCCCAGGCUUCUGUACGGACUUCCGCCAGAGCUGGAGUGUGAGGACUGGUUUCGACGCCGGAAGUGGCGGAUCGAGUCCGCUUCGGGCCCCUUGGAGCCAGGAUUGGGGCAGGAGGCAUGCGAUUGGAUUCUCAGUUUUGAGAAUUGGCCGGCGACUGGCUUCAAGCUGCCACAUCUUUCGUUUCGACCUUGCGAGCUCUCCGAACUUUACCUGGUUUUAGAAUUCGUGGACAGGGAAUCGAAAAAGAACGACAACCUGGCGUGGUACGAUCAAUACGCCAAACUAACUGGCACCAUGAACAUCAUGGACAUUGUCGUUGGUCUCAAUAACGGCGCCAUCGUGGCGGUGGCUUUGACUUAUGUGAAGAACACCGGGAGCCCUGUAGAGGAAGACCUCCCCUGGGCCAGCACCAUCGCGGAAGACAUUGGAGGCGUGACUUGCGUGUGUCUCAGUGAUGAGGCAACAAGUACGAAAACACAGCGUGACGCCGUUGUUACGGGCCUUUUUGAUGCUUGCAUUCAGCUCCUCGCUAAGAGUGGAAAGAACAAGCUACUCGUUGACGCUGUCAAGUGGGAUGAGGAUGAGCUCCAAUCUUUAGGUUUUCAGAAAUGGGCGAGUUAUCGAGAGGUUUGGCGGAAUGUUUAA